This is a messenger RNA of Trichomonas vaginalis G3, 681 nucleotides long. RefSeq lists its product as uncharacterized. Lineage: Eukaryota; Parabasalia; Trichomonadida; Trichomonadidae. The record is from RefSeq and is a predicted model, not a curated record. The transcript has a single exon. Bases 1 to 681 code for a protein of 226 amino acids.
AUGACUGACGUUCCUCUUCCUGAAUGCCUUCCAAAGCCAGAAGUACCGAAAGCUACAGAACCUAAAGCACCAGCCCCUGCACCUCAGUUCCAGCAAGUACCUCCACCAAAUUACUACCAAUUUCCACCUCAAUGUUACUACCCACCACAAGGCUUCCCGAACUACCCUCCUCCUCAACCUAUGCCUUACUUCCCCAACCCUUGGAUGUUCCAGCAAGCUCCACCCCAGCAAUUCCAAUCUCAGCAAGCUCCAUCCCAGCAAGCUCCACCCCAGCAAGCUCCAUCCCAGCAAGCUCCAUCCCAGCAAGCUCCACCCCAGCAAUUCCAAUUCCAAUCUCAAUCGAAGAGAGACCAAGACUUCGAAGAAGGUCUGAACCGCUUACGCAAAGAGUAUGCUACAGCUCCAAUGGAAGAUGACAGGCUUUCAGUCUCUUCCCUCAAAUCGACCGAUUCGACUCGUACCACAGAUUCGGUUCGCGACCGUGAAGACUACCUCAAGCAGUCUGAGAGACUCUUCAUCCUACAAUCAUUUACAGUUGGAGCUCUCAAGAACAUGCGCAAUUACGAAGGUCAAACACCAGCUGGAGACCGCAAAACAGACGUACUCGCAAGAGCCGUCCAGCUCGUCAAGACAAAGACUGAGAUAGUCGACUUCAUUCUUGCAGCUUGCCCAUACAAGUAA